AAUAGAGUAUUUACUGUUUCAGGUUCCACAGCUGUUACUUCACCCACGUAUGGCAGGACAUUUCCUAAUGUAGGUCUUACAGGUCAGGCACACAAUCACCUAAAAAGACAGGAUGGCCAUUCACACCCUUAUGCACAUCUGGAGUGUAGUGUACGCCUGUUGUUGGAAGAAAAGGAUCUAGAAUUGCUAGCCCUGCAGGAAACUGUACAAAUACUUCAGAUGAAAGUCCAGCGCCUGGAGCACUUGGUGCAGCUGAAAGACCUGAGGAUAGAGGAUUUAACAAGGCACCUAAAUAAACAAAGAUUGCAAAAGAAUAUCACUUAA
This is a messenger RNA of Staurois parvus, 324 nucleotides long. The record is from the annotation of a GenBank genome assembly. NCBI's taxonomy places the organism in Eukaryota, Metazoa, Chordata, Amphibia, Anura, Ranidae.